Messenger RNA from Arabidopsis arenosa, 9559 nucleotides. The record is from the annotation of a GenBank genome assembly. Lineage: Eukaryota; Viridiplantae; Streptophyta; Magnoliopsida; Brassicales; Brassicaceae.
AUCAUCACUCUUUCCUUCUUCCUUCUUUUGUUUCCUCCACCACUUUCUCUCCUAUCAAAGACAAACCUUUAUCUCCUCCUCCUCCUCCUAUGGCUGCGUGCAUCGACACCUGCCGUACUGGUAAACCCCAGAUUUCUCCUCGCGAUUCUUCUAAAAACCACGAUGAUGAAUCUGGCUUCCGUUACAUGAAUUACUUCCGUUACCCUGAUCGAGCUUCCUUCAAUGGAACCCAGACGAAAACCCUCCAUACUCGUCCUUUGGUUGAAGAUCUCGAUCGUGACGCUGAAAUCGAUGAUGUUUGGGCCAAAAUCCGAGAAGAAGCUAAAUCUGAUAUCGCCAAAGAACCUAUUGUUUCCGGCUAUUAUCACGCUUCGAUUGUGUCACAGAGAUCGUUGGAAGCUGCGUUGGCCAAUACUUUAUCUGUUAAACUCAGCAAUUUGAAUCUUCCAAGCAACACGCUUUUCGAUUUGUUCUCCGGUGUUCUUCAAGAGAACCCAGAAAUUGUUGAAUCUGUGAAGCAAGAUCUGUUAGCUGUUAAGGAAAGAGAUCCAGCUUGUAUAAGCUACGUUCAUUGUUUCCUUCACUUUAAAGGCUUCCUCGCUUGUCAAGCGCAUCGUAUUGCUCAUGAGCUUUGGACGCAGGACCGAAAAAUCCUAGCUUUGUUGAUUCAGAACAGAGUAUCUGAAGCCUUCGCUGUUGAUUUCCACCCUGGAGCUAAAAUCGGGACCGGGAUUUUGCUAGACCACGCUACGGCUAUCGUGAUCGGCGAGACGGCGGUUGUGGGGAACAAUGUUUCGAUUCUCCAUAACGUUACGCUUGGAGGAACGGGGAAACAGUGUGGAGAUAGGCACCCGAAGAUUGGCGAUGGGGUUUUGAUUGGAGCUGGGACUUGUAUUUUGGGGAAUAUUACGAUUGGUGAAGGAGCUAAGAUUGGUGCUGGCUCGGUGGUGCUGAAGGACGUGCCACCGCGUACGACGGCUGUUGGAAAUCCGGCGAGAUUGCUUGGUGGUAAAGAUAAUCCGAAAACGCACGACAAGAUUCCUGGUUUGACUAUGGACCAGACAUCGCAUAUAUCCGAGUGUUGCUUCCACCUGCAUACAAAUGGUUGGGAUGGCAGCGAUCUAAUGAGUCUCUUAGAUCUUCUAUUUACAGCCCUUUCUUGGGGUGCCAUCACUUUCUACCUGCGUAGUUUAUCCACCGAUUCUCAUGAUCAAAAGUUUCCUUUCUUGCUUAGAGUCUGGUGGGUUUUGUAUUUUAUGUUUUCUUGCUACCGUCUUUUGGUAGACAUUUCUCUAUACAAGAAGCAAGAACUGGUGUCAGUUCACCUUUUAUUGUCUGAUGUAGUGGCCGUUAGCGUGGGGUUGUUUCUCUGCUAUUCAUGUUUGCAUAAGCAAGGAGAAGGUGAAAGGAUCAACUUACUCGAAGAACCCCUCUUGAAUGGAGCUGAAUCUGGUGCGGCUACUAGUGUGCAGUUGGAUAAGGACGAAGAGGAUGAUGAGGUUGUUACACCUUUUUCGAACGCUGGGUUUCUAAGCCAUGUGAGUUUCUCUUGGAUGAGUCCUUUGAUUGUCUUAGGAAACGAGAAAAUCAUAGACAGCGAGGAUGUUCCUCAAGUUGACAGUAGUGACAGAGCUGAGAAACUAUUUUGGAUAUUUAGGAGUAAGCUGGAAUGGGACGAUGGUGAAAGAAGGAUCACCACGUUUAAGCUUAUUAAGGCACUCUUCUUUUCAGUGUGGCGAGAUAUUCUGUUGUCAACUCUGUUUGCUUUUGUCUACACGUUGUCUUGCUAUGUUGCACCGUACCUCAUGGAUACUUUCGUUCAGUACCUGAACGGUCAACGACAAUAUACAAACGAAGGGUUUGUUCUAGUGACAACUUUUUUCGUUGCUAAGCUUGUAGAAUGCCAAGCGCGGAGGAAUUGGUACUUCAGGUUGCAGAAAGCUGGGAUUGGAAUGAGAUCGGUCCUGGUUUCGAUGAUCUACGAAAAGGGCUUGACCCUUCCCUGUUAUUCAAAGCAAGGACACACUAGUGGUGAGAUCAUAAAUCUCAUGACAGUGGAUGCUGAGAGAAUCAGUGCUUUUAGUUGGUAUAUGCAUGAUCCAUGGAUACUUGUCUUACAAAUCAGUUUAGCUUUAUUGAUCUUGUACAGAAGCCUUGGGUUAGGAUCAAUUGCAGCUUUUGCUGCAACAUUUUUGGUUAUGCUUGGAAAUAUUCCCUUGGCAAAGUUGGAAGAGAAGUUUCAGGGAAAUUUAAUGGAGUCUAAAGAUAACAGGAUGAAGAAAACAUCGGAGGUCUUACUGAACAUGAGGAUUCUUAAACUUCAAGGAUGGGAGAUGAAGUUCCUUCGUAAGAUUCUUGACCUUAGACGCAUUGAAGCAGGAUGGCUUAAGAAAUUCGUGUAUAACUCGGCGGCUAUCAGCUCUGUUCUUUGGGCUGCACCUUCUUUCGUUUCCGCAACAGCUUUUGGCGCUUGUAUGCUUCUGAAGAUUCCUCUUGAAUCGGGAAAGAUAAUAGCUGCUCUUGCAACUUUUCGAAUUCUGCAAACUCCGAUAUACAAACUUCCUGAUACAAUCUCCAUGAUUGUUCAGACAAAGGUAUCUCUUGAUAGGAUUGCAUCUUUUCUUUGCCUUGAUGAUUUGCAGCAAGAUGGUGUGGAGACACUUCCUAGUGGAAGUUCAAAAAUGGUUGUGGAAGUCAGCGAUGGUGCUUUCUCUUGGGAUGACUCUUCUCCCAUCCCGACGCUGAGAGACAUAAGUUUCAAAAUCCCUCAUGGGAUGAACAUCGCUAUAUGUGGUACUGUUGGUUCGGGGAAAUCAAGCUUACUCUCGUCCAUACUGGGUGAAGUACCCAAAAUAUCUGGAAAUCUUAAGGUUUGUGGAAGAAAGGCAUACAUUGCACAGUCGCCUUGGAUCCAGAGUGGCAAGGUCGAAGAGAACAUUCUGUUUGGUAAGCCAAUGCAAAGAGAAUGGUACGAAAGGGUGCUUGAAGCGUGUUCUUUGAAUAAGGACUUGGAGGUACUUCCGUUCCGUGAUCAGACGGUUAUUGGAGAAAGGGGUAUCAAUCUAAGCGGUGGACAGAAGCAACGGAUACAGAUUGCACGUGCUCUUUACCAAGAUGCAGAUAUCUAUCUGUUUGAUGACCCUUUUAGUGCAGUAGACGCUCAUACUGGAUCACAUCUCUUCAAGGAAGUCCUGCUGGGGCUUCUGAGAAACAAGACAGUCAUAUAUGUCACUCAUCAACUUGAAUUCCUGCCUGAGGCUGAUCUUAUACUGGUCAUGAAAGAUGGGAGGAUCACGCAAGCGGGAAAGUACAAUGAAAUUCUUGAAUCAGGAACCGAUUUCAUGGAACUUGUAGGAGCUCACACUGAUGCCUUAGCAGCAGUUGAUUCAUAUGAAAAAGGAUCUGCUUCAGCACAAUCAACGACAAGCAAAGAAAGCAAAGUUUCCAACGAUGAAGAAAAACAAGAGGAAGAUUUGCCUAACCCGAAAGGACAACUAGUUCAAGAAGAAGAGAGGGAAAAAGGCAAAGUUGGGUUCAGUGUAUACCAAAAGUACAUGGCUCUGGCAUACGGAGGUGCACUUGUGCCUGUAAUAUUGGUUGUACAGAUUCUCUUUCAGGUUCUAAACAUUGGGAGCAACUAUUGGAUGGCUUGGGUUACUCCUGUUUCUAAGGAUAUGAAACCUCCAGUGAGUGGCUCAACAUUGAUUAUAGUUUAUGUAGUUCUAGCCACUGCGAGCUCCUUCUGUAUACUUGUCAGAGCAAUGCUGGCCGCCAUGACUGGUUUCAAGAUAGCUACUGAACUCUUCAAUCAAAUGCAUUUCCGCAUUUUUCGUGCCUCCAUGUCAUUCUUUGAUGCCACCCCAAUUGGCCGAAUUUUGAAUAGAGCUUCUACAGACCAAAGUGCCGUGGAUUUGAGAUUACCAAGUCAAUUUUCAAAUCUUGCUAUUACUGCUGUAAACAUUUUGGGGAUUAUUGGAGUGAUGGGACAGGUUGCUUGGCAGGUCCUUAUCGUCUUCAUCCCUGUCAUCAUUGCAUGCACCUGGUAUCGGCAAUAUUACAUAUCCGCGGCUCGGGAACUAGCAAGAUUAUCUGGAAUAAGCAGAUCGCCUCUGGUGCAGCAUUUUUCUGAAACACUUUCAGGGAUAACAACUAUCAGGAGCUUUGAUCAAGAACCAAGAUUUCGCAGUGACAUGAUGAGACUUAACGAUUGUUAUUCUCGGCUGAGGUUCCAUUCCAUUUCUGCAAUGGAGUGGCUCUGCUUCCGUCUUGAUCUCUUAUCCACUGUGGCAUUUGCACUUUCGCUUGUUAUCUUAGUUUCUGUGCCUGAAGGAGUCAUUAAUCCAAGCUUUGCAGGAUUGGCGGUUACAUAUGCACUCAAUCUAAAUAGCCUGCAAGCAACCUUAAUAUGGACGCUUUGUGAUCUCGAGAACAAAAUGAUAUCUGUGGAGAGAAUGCUUCAAUACAUAAACAUCCCCAGUGAACCACCUCUUGUGAUUGAAUCAACUCGGCCUGACAAAACGUGGCCAUCUCGUGGGGAGAUUACUAUCUGUAAUCUGCAAGUACGAUAUGGGCCACAUCUGCCAAUGGUGCUGCGUGGAUUGACAUGCACUUUUCCAGGAGGCCUGAAAACGGGGAUCGUUGGAAGAACAGGAUGUGGCAAAUCCACUCUAAUUCAAACUCUAUUUAGGAUUGUGGAACCUACAGCUGGAGAAAUCAGAAUUGACGGAAUAAACAUCUUGACCAUUGGGCUGCACGACUUGCGUUCCAGACUAAGUAUCAUACCUCAAGAACCAACCAUGUUUGAAGGCACGGUUCGUAGUAACUUGGACCCUCUGGAGGAAUACGCUGAUGACCAAAUCUGGGAGGCAUUGGACAAGUGUCAACUUGGGGAUGAAAUAAGGAAGAAAGAACUAAAGCUAGAUUCCACUGUAAGUGAGAAUGGACAGAACUGGAGUGUUGGUCAGAGACAACUGGUGUGCCUGGGACGAGUCUUGCUCAAGAGGAGCAAAGUAUUGGUUCUUGAUGAAGCCACUGCUUCUGUAGAUACAGCGACUGAUAAUCUGAUACAGGAGACACUGAGACAACAUUUCUGGGACUGUACAGUGAUAACAAUCGCACACAGAAUAUCAUCUGUUAUAGACAGUGAUAUGGUCCUGCUCCUAGACCAAGGGCUAAUAGAAGAACACGAUUCACCGGCGAGAUUGCUGGAAGCCAAGUCGUCGUCAUUCUCAAAGCUUGUGGCAGAUUGCGUUCACUGGCAUACAAAUGGUUGGGCUUUCUUAGAUCUUCUGUUGGCUGCCCUUACUUGGGGUACCAUCUCUAUUUACCUGUGUGGUCGAUACACUACGUCUCGUGAGCAAAAUUUACUAUUUUUGCUUAGAGUAUGGUGGGUUUUCUAUUUCGUGGUUUCUUGCUACCGUCUUGUGGUAGACUUCGUUCUAUACAAGAAGCAAGAAAUGGUUGUAAUUUCUGAUUUGGUGGGCGUCUGCGCUGGCUUGUUUCUCUGUUGUUCGUGCUUGUGGAAGAAAGGAGAAGGUGAAAGGAUCAACCCUCUCAAAGAACCACUCUUGACCAGAGCUGAAUCUAGUGAGAAUGAAGAGGCCACUGCACCUUUUUCAAAAGCUGGGAUUCUAAGCCUCAUGAGUUUCUCUUGGAUGAGUCCUUUGAUUACCUUAGGAAAUGAGAAAAUCAUAGACAGCAAGGAUGUUCCUCAAGUUGACCGUAGUGACAGAGCUGAGAGCCUAUUUUGGAUAUUUAGGAGUAAGCUUCAAUGGGACGAUGGUGAAAGAAGGAUCACCACAUUUAAGCUAAUCAAGGCUCUCUUCCUCUCAGUGUGGCGAGAUUUUGUUUUGUCAGCUCUGUUUGCUUUUGUCUACACGGUGUCUUGCUACGUUGCACCAUAUCUCAUGGAUAAUUUCGUUCAGUACCUGAACGGUAACAGACAAUAUAAAAACCAAGGUUAUGUGUUAGUAACAACUUUCUUAGUUGCUAAGCUUGUGGAAUGUCAAACUCGGAGGCAAUGGUUCUUUAGGGGGGAAAAAGCUGGGCUUGGGAUGAGAUCGGUCCUGGUUUCGAUGAUUUAUGAAAAGGGGUUGACCCUUCCAUGUCAUUCGAAGCAAGGACACACUAGUGGCGAGAUUAUAAACCUCAUGGCAGUAGAUGCUGACAGGAUUGGUGCUUUUAGUUGGUUUAUGCAUGAUCCAUGGAUACUUGUUUUACAAGUUAGUUUGGCCUUAUGGAUCUUGUACAAAAGCCUCGGAUUGGGAUCAAUUGCAGCUUUUCCUGCAACAAUUUUAGUUAUGCUGGCAAAUUAUCCCUUUGCAAAGUUGGAAGAGAAGUUUCAGAGCAGUUUGAUGAAGUCCAAAGACAACAGAAUGAAGAAAACAUCGGAGGUCUUACUGAACAUGAAGAUUCUCAAACUUCAGGGAUGGGAGAUGAAGUUUCUUUCUAAGAUUCUUGAACUUAGACAUAUCGAAGCAGGCUGGCUAAAACAAUUUGUGUACAAUUCGUCUGCUAUCAGCUCUGUUUUGUGGACUGCACCUUCUUUCAUAUCUGCAACAGCUUUUGGCGCAUGUUUAUUGCUGAAGAUUCCUCUUGAAUCAGGGAAGAUACUGGCGGCUCUCGCAACUUUCCGGAUUCUGCAAGGCCCAAUCUACAAACUUCCCGAAACAAUCUCGAUGAUUGUUCAAACUAAGGUAUCUCUUAACAGGAUUGCAUCUUUUCUCUGUCUAGAUGAUCUGCAGCAAGAUGUUGUGGGUAGGCUUCCUAGUGGAAGUUCAGAAGUGGCUGUGGAAAUCAGCAAUGGUACUUUCUCCUGGGACGACUCUUCCCCAAUCCCGACAUUGAGAGACAUGAAUUUCAAAGUCUCUCAGGGUAUGAAUGUAGCUAUUUGUGGUACUGUUGGCUCAGGGAAAUCAAGCUUACUCUCAUCCAUACUGGGUGAAGUUCCCAAAAUAUCUGGAAAUCUUAAAGUUUGUGGAAGAAAGGCAUACAUUGCACAAUCACCUUGGAUCCAAAGCGGCAAAGUCGAAGAGAACAUUCUGUUUGGUAAGCCAAUGGAAAGAGAGUGGUACGAGAGGGUGCUUGAAGCAUGUUCUUUAAAGAAAGACUUGGAGAUACUUCCGUUCCAUGACCAGACAGUUAUUGGGGAAAGAGGUAUCAACUUAAGCGGUGGGCAAAAGCAGCGUAUACAAAUUGCCCGUGCUCUCUACCAAAACGCAGAUAUUUAUCUGUUUGAUGACCCUUUUAGUGCAGUAGACGCUCAUACUGGAUCACAUCUCUUUAAGGAAGUUCUGCUGGGGCUUCUGAGACACAAGACAGUCAUAUAUGUCACUCAUCAAGUUGAAUUCUUGCCUGAAGCUGAUCUUAUACUGGUCAUGAAAGAUGGCAAGAUAACACAAGCGGGGAAAUACAAUGAGAUUCUCGAUUCAGGAACAGAUUUCAUGGAACUUGUAGGAGCUCACACUGAAGCCUUAGCAACAAUUGAUUCAUAUGAAACAGGCUAUGCUUCUGAAAAAUCAACUACGAAUACAGAAAACGAAGUACUACAUCAUAAAGAAAAACAAGAGAAUGAUUCGGAUAACAAGCCAAGCGGACAACUAGUUCAAGAAGAGGAAAGGGAGAAGGGAAAAGUUGGGUUCACUGUGUACAAAAAAUACAUGGCAUUAGCAUACGGAGGAGCAGUUAUUCCUUUAAUAUUGGUGGUACAGGUUCUCUUUCAGCUUCUAAGCAUUGGGAGCAACUAUUGGAUGACUUGGGUGACUCCUGUUUCCAAGGACGUGGAACCUCCAGUGAGCGGCUUCACAUUGAUUCUAGUCUAUGUAGUUCUAGCGAUCGCAAGCUCCUUCUGCAUACUCAUCAGAGCUUUGCUGGUUGCAAUGACUGGUUUCAAGAUUGCUACUGAACUCUUCACCCAAAUGCAUCUCCGCAUUUUCCGUGCCUCCAUGUCAUUCUUUGAUGCCACCCCAAUGGGGAGAAUUUUGAAUAGAGCUUCUACAGACCAAAGUGUCGCAGAUUUGAGAUUACCCGGUCAAUUUGCAUAUGUUGCUAUCGCAGCUAUUAACAUUUUGGGGAUUAUGGGAGUGAUGGUACAGGUCGCUUGGCAGGUCCUUAUUAUCUUCAUCCCUGUCGUCGCUGCAUGUGCCUGGUAUCGGCAAUAUUACAUAUCUGCGGCUCGAGAACUUGCAAGAUUAGCUGGAAUAAGCAGGUCUCCUAUGGUACAUCAUUUUUCUGAAACACUUUCAGGGAUAACAACUAUCAGGAGUUUUGAUCAAGAACCAAGAUUCCGUGGUGACAUCAUGAGACUUAGUGAUUGUUAUUCACGGCUGAGGUUCCAUUCGACCGGUGCAAUGGAAUGGCUCUGCUUCCGCCUUGAACUUUUAUCCACUUUCGCAUUCGCUUGUUCACUUGUUAUCUUAGUUUCUGUCCCUGAGGGAGUCAUUAAUCCAAGCUUUGCAGGACUGGCCAUUACAUAUGCACUCAGUCUAAAUACUCUGCAAUCCACUUUGAUAUGGACGCUUUGCGAUCUCGAGAACAAAAUGAUAUCUGUGGAGAGAAUGCUUCAAUACAUAAACAUCCCCAGUGAACCACCUCUUGUGAUUGAAUCAACUCGGCCUGAGAAAUCAUGGCCUUCUCGGGGAGAGAUUACUAUAUGUAAUCUGCAAGUACGAUAUGGGCCACAUUUGCCCAUGGUGCUGCAUGGACUGACAUGCACUUUUCCAGGAGGCCUGAAAACGGGAAUCGUUGGAAGAACAGGAUGUGGCAAAUCCACUCUAAUUCAAACCCUUUUUAGGAUUGUGGAACCUGCAGCGGGAGAAAUCAGGAUAGAUGGGAUAAACAUCUUGACCAUUGGGCUGCAUGACCUGCGUUCCAGACUAAGUAUCAUACCUCAAGAUCCAACCAUGUUUGAAGGCACGGUUCGUAGUAACUUGGACCCUCUUGAGGAAUACACUGAUGACCAAAUCUGGGAGGCACUCGACAAUUGUCAACUUGGGGAUGAAGUAAGGAAGAAAGAACUAAAGCUGGAUUCCCCUGUUAGUGAGAAUGGACAGAACUGGAGUGUUGGUCAGAGACAACUGGUAUGCUUGGGACGAGUCUUGCUCAAGAGAAGCAAACUAUUGGUUCUUGAUGAAGCCACUGCUUCUAUCGAUACCGCUACUGAUAAUCUGAUCCAGGAGACUCUGAGGCACCACUUUGCGGAUUGCACAGUGAUAACAAUCGCACACAGAAUAUCAUCUGUUAUAGACAGCGAUAUGGUCCUGCUCCUAGACCAAGGUCUUAUCAAAGAACAUGAUUCACCGGCGAGAUUGCUAGAAGACAGGUCGUCAUUAUUCUCAAAGCUUGUGGCGGAGUACACAACGAGUUCUGAAUCCAAAUCCAGAAGAAGCUGAUAGAAUCAAAGAUCCAUAAAAAUGGGACCAAACAAGUUUGUUUAUCGUCUUGCCUUUGUCGUGUUUCUAUGUAAUUUGUGAUCAGACCUUUGUGCUUGACAUUUUGAGAUGAUGAAACUUCCAUGAAAGUGGCAUAAUUGAAGUGGCAAAAAUAAAGUAUGGACAAAGAC